AUGUUAAAGUGCCGUCAAGUGAACACGACAAUAUCCAUAUUGACCACCCAGGAAAACUAUGAACGUCCAACAUCAACACGACCUGAUCCGGUCAAGCCUGAGUCACCACUGGGAUUAGGAGACAAACUAAAAAUUGGUAGCCUUACUCCUAGUAUGGCUGGUCUGGGAAACAUGUUUCGAAAGGCAUCAAGUUUCCUUGGCUUCAGCAACACUGACUCACUGAAGCCACCACCUCUCGAUGGUGAAAUAAUUUACAGCAAAAACAACGUGUGUGUUCACCCGCCAGCACCUUUGUCUCUAGAUGUGGAGCAUCACCCAGGAUACCUUACAAUUCGAUCACAGAAUGAUUCAGUAACUGGUCCAACUUUAAUACUUACAUGGAUCCCCAAUGCUACAUUAAAGAGAAACCCACGAAGUAUAGAAAACAGUCCUAAUCGUUCAGCAAUGGGCAGCCCAAAGUCCAGUCCACGACGAACUCCAAAGCAGGAUUAUGCCCGUUCGGACAACCUGGCCACCCCGUCCCCCAGCAUGUCCCCCCGCGACUCCUUAGUAUCUAUGGGAAGUGAGCAGUGUUUGUGGAUAGAGCAACGGAGAAGGUCAAGGCAGCGAGAUGAUAGCAGCCUCUGUUCUGAGAUCUCUGUGGGAUCACGAGAUGAGACUAGUGAUUAUGACUCAUAUCGUGACAAAUUUGGACCCAGUAACAAGUCGCAGACAGAUUCUGGUGUUGGCACUGACUGGGAUCAUACGAGCGGACAGUCUGCGCCGAACAACGAGAAGGCCGUUUCGACUACUCGCACCAGAGUCCACAAGGUGGGGGUCAAUGUCAAUGAUCUGAGUAAAGAAAAUAAAAGAAAUCUAGACUCUGCAGAUCCUUAUUCGAAAACGUCAAAGUACGACAGCUCUUCCACAGAAAGUGAAGGUAUAACACCAGAGGAGCAGCUGGCUGCUAUGUUGAAAAAAAAUAAGCUUUAUAGGAAGUCGCGGGAACGUCUUGGCUCUGACCGCUCGGUGAGUAUUGAGAUGGAAGGGGACAACCUUGUCGUCGUGCAAGAGGACAACAUGCUGAACCUCAACAUCCACCAAAAAGAGAAAAAAUAUGAUAUGGCAAGUUCGCCAUCCACUGACUUUGAUCAGACAAGUUUGAGUUCUGAUUCAACAGACCCGAGUCCAACUGGAGAACAUUAUCGGCUUAUGGUUGGGGAGCUCCGACGGAAAUGUGCCGAACUAAAUGACCGGCUUAAUGAAUCAAUGACUAAUGGCAAUGAAGAUUUACUGGUCACAGAAAACCCAACCUCAGAGACUACAAGUUUAGAUUCUUUUAGCUUAGAGCACCAUGCUAAUGUGGACACAGAGCCAUUGCCUCCCCGUCAACUGCUGGAGCACUUUAACAAUGGCAGUGACAGUAACGUACAGAAUAUGACAAUACGAACACCAGAUGUUGAAGUAACCCGGUAUCGGCUAUCAUCCUCUUCAACCUCUACAUCUGGUCCCGACUCACGUCCACCCACCCCAUAUCUCUCGCCGGAUCAUUCGGCAACUUCAUCACCCAGGCAUCAGCGGGAUUCAUUGUCAGGGAGCAGUUCUUGUUCGUUAGCUCAUAACCUCUGUUUCCCAGAAAACUCAAUGUCAUAUAUGCGUAAAAGAAAAGAAAAACGCAGCCCCAAAGAACAAGUUUGUGGAGUGUUUUCAGUUGACCUUGCCCAAAUGCGUUCUUUACGACUGUUCUAUGGAGACAAGGAAUGUACCCGAGGUCAAGUUGUUAUUGCUAGCCGUGAAAGCCAAUACAAAAUUUUGCACUUCCAUCACAGUGGGCUGGACAAAUUAGCAGCAAUCUUUGAAGAAUGGAAUUUAUUUGCCAAUGCAAGGGAAAAGCGUAAAGAUGAAUCUCCCUACCGGCAGUUCCUCAUCGUCCAGCCUACACUAAUGGAUAGCCAGUGUCAUCCUGAGGAAGGGGUUUAUGGCCUGGUCACAGAUGAAAUUUGGCAACAGCAUAUGAACAUUCAUGGGCAAAUAGAAGAUGAUUUUCAACUCAGAAAGGCAAUAUUUUUUGGAGGUGUUGAAGCCUCAUUGCGGCAUGAAGCUUGGCCAUUCUUAUUACAUUAUUAUCCAUUCGACUCCACAUUUCUGGACCGUGAACAUAUCAGAAAUGAUAAGUUUAUACAAUAUCAGGAUAUUCGCAAACUAAAGGAGACAAUGUCUGAAGAAGAGUACCGAGAGUUCUGGCGCAAUAUUCAAUGUACUGUGGAGAAGGAUGUCGUCCGUACAGAUCGUAGCCAUCCUUACUUCAAGGGAGAAAACAACCCCAACAUAGAAGUGCUCAAGAAUAUUUUGCUCAACUAUGCCAUUGCCAACCCUCGUAUGGGCUAUACGCAAGGAAUGUCUGACUUACUGGCGCCAGUUCUAGCAGAAAUUCAACAUGAGGUAGAUGCCUACUGGUGUUUUGUGGGAUUGAUGCAGCGUACAAUUUUUGUCAGCUCUCCAAAGGAUUGUGACAUGGACAAACAAUUGAAUUACUUGCGUGAAUUAUUGCGACUGAUGCAACCCAAAUUUUAUGAACACCUGGAAAAGUUGGGCGCAGAUGCAAUGGAGCUAUUGUUUUGUCAUAGAUGGAUUCUACUCUGCUUCAAAAGAGAAUUUCCUGAAACAGAUGCACUUCGUAUCUGGGAAUCCUGCUGGGCUCAUUACCAGACUGACUAUUUCCAUUUGUUCAUCUGUGUGGCCAUUGUGAGUAUUUAUGGUGAAGACGUGGUGGAGCAAGACCUGCCUGAGGAUGAGAUCCUGCUACACUUCAGUAGCCUGGCCAUGCACAUGAAUGGAGAACUGGUCUUGCGCAAGGCCCGUGGAUUAUUACACCAAUUCCGAAAAAUUCCCAAAAUUCCCUGUACUCUGCAUGGACUUUGUUCGCUCUGCGGUACAGGCAUGUGGGACAGUGGCCAUGUCCCCACAGUGGAAUGUGUAGGCAACCACAGUGAUGAUGAGAGUUGUCCCUAUAACAGCAGUUCUUCCACACCCGUACGUUGUUUAGACUCAGAUUAA
Molecule: messenger RNA, 3036 nt
Organism: Acanthosepion pharaonis
Lineage: Eukaryota; Metazoa; Mollusca; Cephalopoda; Sepiida; Sepiidae
Source: the annotation of a GenBank genome assembly